Molecule: messenger RNA, 690 nt
Organism: Neoarthrinium moseri
Lineage: Eukaryota; Fungi; Ascomycota; Sordariomycetes; Amphisphaeriales; Apiosporaceae
Exons: 1
Coding region: 1-690 (229 amino acids)
Source: RefSeq, a predicted model, not a curated record
AUGAGUAGCGAAGAACUAAAUAGGGCAUCGUAUCUUCUCGAUGCCCAAAACAAGGCCAUUGCUCUCUUCGACGAAAUCGAGCGAGACCUCAUCCGUGCUGGUGUCAGCGAAAAAGUUUUAAGCGAUGAGAUUCAUGAGCUUGCCACCAAACGCCACGGCAUCAAAACUCACUGGCACAAGAGAGUUAUUAGAAGCGGACCCAACACACUCAGUCCCUUCGAAGAGAAUCCUCCUGAUCGUGUUAUCGAAGAAGAUGACAUCCUGUAUGUUGAUUUGGGGCCGGUAUUCGAACAGUGGGAGGCGGAUUUCGGGCGUACAUACGUGCUCGGAGACGACCUCGACAAGAAGCGGCUACGAGACUCCCUUGAGCCCACUUGGAACGUAAUCAGCUCGCGUUAUCAUGAAAACCCAGAUAUUACAGGCGAUGGGCUCUUUGAAAUUGCCUGCGAAGUGGCUCAGGAAGCAGGAUGGGAAUGGAACGCCAAGAUAGCUGGGCACAUCGUUGGUUCAUUCCCCCAUGAGCGCAUCCCGCGGGACAAAACCACACUUUACAUAACGAAAGACAAUAAUCUACCUAUGAGCACUCCAGGCAAGGACGGCCUCAAAAGGCAUUGGAUCCUGGAAGUCCACCUUCGAGACCCAGCUCGCCAGUUUGCUGCGUUCCAUGAGAAGCUGUUAACGAUUGCUUGA